AAUAAAGGAUGUGACGUCACUGAGAUAACUAACUCCGCUCUUAGCAACUCUGUUAGCAACGCUGUUUUUCUUCCUCCGAAACAACAGUAAAGAUAAGCCUCUUUGAAUAUGGAGGCCGCCGCGGACGGCCGGGCGGAGACCCUAAGCCCGGUGGAAAAAGACAGCCCGGCGAAGACCCAAAGGCCAGCCCGAGACACCUCAAUCAUGUUGAAAAAUAACGCAGAUACAGGCAAAGUUCUUGCCUUACCAGAGCACGAGAAGAAGCGCAAGGAAUACUUGCCAGCAGAGUCCGUUAAGAUCCUCCGUGACUGGAUGUAUAAGCAUCGGUUUAGGGCCUACCCUUCAGAAGCGCAGAAGCAAAUGCUAUCAAGGAAGACCAAUUUGUCUUUGUUGCAGAUUUCUAACUGGUUCAUCAAUGCUCGCAGACGCAUUCUCCCGGAUAUGCUGGAACGGAGUGGAAACGACCCCACUGUUGGCCACAAAACGGGCAAAGAUGCUCAUGCCACCCACCUGCAGAGCAACGAUGCGUCUGUGCCGGCCAAGUCAGGGCCACGUGGUUCAGACAAUGCACAAAGCCUGCCCCUGCGGUCCUUGCCAAAAGGCCAGAUGUCAGGAGAGAAGAUACCAGAUCCGGGGUCGGCCCCUAGCCAGAAGCUCACCAUGAUAGCCCAACCAAAGAAAAAGGUCAAAGUUUCUAACAUCACGUCCGCGUCUUCUCCAGAACCUGUGUCUCCAGAGGAGUACGCCGACUUCAGCAACUUCCAGCUGCUAGUCGAUGCAGCGGUACAAAGGGCUGCCGAGCUGGAGCUAGAGAAGCAGCAAGAGCCUAAUCCAUGAUUGAUGAUGUCCCAAAAACCCAAGUAGUCGGUCCCUUAUCUACUGUGGUAAACCUGUUUAUGUUCACCC
This is a messenger RNA of Piliocolobus tephrosceles (Ugandan red Colobus), 906 nucleotides long. RefSeq names its product TGFB induced factor homeobox 2 like X-linked (gene TGIF2LX). Gene Ontology annotation, biological process: regulation of DNA-templated transcription. Bases 109 to 837 code for a protein of 242 amino acids. Gene Ontology annotation, molecular function: DNA binding. Lineage: Eukaryota; Metazoa; Chordata; Mammalia; Primates; Cercopithecidae. The transcript is spliced from 2 exons. The record is from RefSeq and is a predicted model, not a curated record.